Chroicocephalus ridibundus (black-headed gull) is the source of this 1878-nucleotide messenger RNA. RefSeq names its product MPN domain containing (gene MPND). Gene Ontology annotation, molecular function: protein binding; metallopeptidase activity. The coding region runs from base 74 to 1543 and encodes 489 amino acids. The record is from RefSeq and is a predicted model, not a curated record. Lineage: Eukaryota; Metazoa; Chordata; Aves; Charadriiformes; Laridae. The transcript has 13 exons.
CCCCCCAUCACGUGGCGCCGCCGUCGCGCGCACCGGGGGGAGGCGGGAGCGGCGGGAGCGGCGCAAGCGGAGCAUGGCAGCGCUGGCAGCUGCCUCCCCCGGUGGGGACGAGUGCCUGGAGGAGGACGAGGACGAGCUGGAGCCGGGGCUGGAUGAAACAGAGGCUGAGCCGGAGGCCGGGAGCGGGUCGAAGGCGGCGGGGGGCUCCCGGGGGGCCGUGCUCACCCGCCGCGGCAUCACCCUGCGUGUCCUGCUCCGCGACGGGCUCCUUGAGCCGGCCCGUGGCGUCCUCUCCAUCUACUACCUGGGCAAGAAGUUCGUGGGGGACCUGGGGGCGGACGGCACCAUCACCUGGCAGGAGACGGGGCAGGUCUUCAACUCGCCCAGCGCCUGGGCCACCCACUGCAAGCGCCUGGUGAACCCCGCCAAGAAGUCGGGGUGUGGCUGGGCCUCCGUCCGCUACAAGGGACAGAAGCUGGACCAGUACAAAGCCGCCUGGCUCCGCAAGCACCAGCCCAACGCGCCGCCCGCCGAGGAGAGCCUGGCCAGCGAGGGUGAGGAGGAGGAGAUGCCUGAGGAGGAAGAGGAGGAGGCGACGAGGGAGGGUCGGGCGCCCGUGCCGGAGCUGGUGGCUGCCAAAAAAACGGAGGAGAGGAGCAAGAAGCAGCAGUGCAAGAGCCUGGCAGAGCCGGCGGGGAUGGAUCACGGCCCCCCGGGGAAAAGGCUGGAGAGCAAACCCCGGGUGCCCGUGCGCUACUGCACCCUGGGCACCCGCGACUCGGCCAGGAACCCCCAGACCCUAGUGGAGGUGACAUCCUUCGCCGCUAUCAACAAGUUCCAGCCCUUCAACGUGGCCAUUUCUAGCAACGUCCUCCUGCUCCUGGAUUUCCACAGCCACCUGACACGGAGUGAAGUGGUGGGCUACCUGGGUGGGCGGUGGGACACCAACACACAGCUGCUUACGGUGCUGCGAGCCUUCCCGUGCCGGACCCGCCUGGGUGAUGCUGAAGCCGCUGGCGCCGUGGAGGAGGAGAUCUGCCAGAGCCUGUUCCUGCGGGGGCUGUCACUGGUGGGCUGGUACCACAGUCACCCCUUUGGCCCCGCACUGCCCUCCCUGCACGACAUCGAUGCGCAGAUGGAUUAUCAGCUCAAGCUGCAGGGCAGCGGCAAUGGCUUCCAGCCCUGCCUGGCCCUCAUCUGCGGACCCUACUAUCAUGGCAACCCUGGCGUGGAAUCCAAAAUUGCGCCUUUCUGGGUGAUGCCACCACCGGAGCAACGGCCCAAUGACUACGGCAUCCCCAUGGACGUGGAGGUGGCCUACAUCCAGGAUGGCUUCCUCACCAAUGAUGUCCUGCAGGAGAUGACGCUGCUGGUGGAGUUUUACAAGGGCGCGCCGGACUUGGUGAAGUUUCAGGAGCUGUGGAGUCAGGAUCAGACCUACCUGGACAAACUGAAGGGCUCCCUGGCCUCCCGCACCCCCAAAGACCAGAGCUUCACCCACAUCCUGGAGCAGAUCUACAGCCUCCUCAAGCUCAGCAGCUGAGGGGGCCGGGACCCCCGCCUCAACUUGGACCAGGUGCCUUCCCAGCAGCCAGGGCUCAGCUCAGCAGCCCCCCGCCCCCAGCCCGAGGGGCUCAUCCGGACCCAGGGCAGUGCAGUGCUGCGGGGACGCUGCAUCGCCCACUGCUCCUGGGAGCUUACCCGAGGGGUCCUGGGACAUGCCCCCCCCCCGCCCCUCCCUGGCUCCUGCCCUGCCCCAGGGCAGCAGCGGAGGGGGGUGAUGGUGAUGGGACUCUUGGCUGUAAGUUGUUUGUGGAAGGGGUAGUUGAUUAAAGAGUGGUUCCUGAGAGGUGGCCAGCACGCGGCUGCACUGGCUUG